Paramecium octaurelia is the source of this 693-nucleotide messenger RNA. The record is from the annotation of a GenBank genome assembly. NCBI's taxonomy places the organism in Eukaryota, Ciliophora, Oligohymenophorea, Peniculida, Parameciidae.
AUGAUCACUGGCAAUUCAAACAUAAGAAUUAUAAUUAAAUCUAUCUUCUCAUAAACAAUUUUACUAAGAAUUAUUAUUGCUAAGUAGAAAGUAUUUAUUAAUGAUAAUAAAACAGUCUGUGUUAAUGAGCUUUUUUGUGACCCUAUUAAAACUAAAAGAAAUAAUAAUUUUUUAGUAAUAUUCAAGCCUUCAUAGAGAAUUCUCUAACUUUUCUUUAAUUUCGUUUUUUAUUCUUUAAAUGAAAAAGUAGAGGUUAUUAAAGCUAAGAUACUAAUUAAUAAUGAGUAUGCAAGUAUAUCCUAGAAAUAAUUUCUGUAAUUAUUCUCUUUUUCAGAGAAGAGAUAGAGCAAAGCCUUAAAAAUUAGAUCCCAACUAUUUGCUUGGAUGAUGAACACUAACCCUUUGAAAGAUAUUGUUUAAUUAAUUCUUAAGCUAAAUUAAUCAACUUUAUGUUUAAAAAAGACCAACAAUUAUGACAGAUAAAAUUUAUUGUUCUAUUCUAUGAAAAGAACUAUUUUAUUAUUUGCUUUAUAAAAGAAAAACCUGAAAUAAAUUUUGGAAGCCACAAAUAGAGUUGUGAUUAUUAGAAUCUACGUAAUUAGUCCUGAUAAAUUAGUAAUUAAGUCUGCAUUAAGAUCAUAAUAGAGAAAUUUCUCAAAUGAAAAGAUUAGCACUUCUCCUAUUACUAUUUGA